Eruca vesicaria subsp. sativa (arugula) is the source of this 2369-nucleotide messenger RNA. NCBI's taxonomy places the organism in Eukaryota, Viridiplantae, Streptophyta, Magnoliopsida, Brassicales, Brassicaceae. The record is from the annotation of a GenBank genome assembly.
GCCAAUCUCUCCGAUCAAUUCAGCCGAAAUGGAUACAACUCCGUCGUCGGAAGUCCCCGCUCCACGGAGAACGCUAAGAAAAAAAGCAAUCAGAAAAAACUACGACGAGAACGCGAUGGACGAAAUCAUCGAAACCUCCAAGAAAAAAAUCAAAACGAAGCAGCAGCUAGAGAAAGAGACCGAGACGGAGGCUCUGAUCGCGUUAUCCGUCGGUUUCCCGAUCGACGAGCUUCUCGACGACGAGAUCCGCGCCGGCGUGGUGAGGGAGUUAGGCGGGAGAGAGCAGAACGACUACAUCGUCGUUAGGAACCAUAUAGUCGCUAGGUGGAGGAGUAACGUUAGGGUUUGGCUUCUCAAAGACGAGAUUAGAGAGUCUGUUAGUAGUGAAUGCGAGCAUUUGAUUUCAAAGGCUUAUGAGUUUUUGCUCUUUAACGGUUACAUUAAUUUCGGCGUGUCUCCUUUGUUUAAUGGAUAUUUGAAUAAUGAUGAUUGUGGAGAAGGAGUUGUGAUCGUUGUUGGGGCUGGACUUUCUGGUUUAUCCGCUGCGAGGCAGCUUUUGUCGUUCGGGUUUAAGGUUGUUGUUUUGGAAGGGAGGGGGAGAGCUGGAGGGAGAGUUUAUACUCAGAGGAUGGGAGGGGAAGGGAGUUUUGGAGGAGCUGUUGAGCUUGGUGGGAGUGUUAUCACAGGUUUACACGCGAAUCCUCUCGGGGUUCUCGCGAGGCAGCUUUCGAUUCCUCUUCAUAAGGUGAGGGAUCACUGUCCUUUGUAUGACUCUGAGGGGGAGGUUGUUGAUAAGGUGGUUGAUGGAAACGUCGAGUUUGGGUUUAAUAAGUUGUUGGAUAAGGUUGCAGAAGUUAGGGAGAUGAUGGGUGGGGAUGGUAAUAAGGUUUCGUUGGGUGAAGUGUUGGAGACUCUUAGGGUUUUGUAUGGUGUGGCGAAAGAUAAGGAGGAGAGGAAGGUGUUUGAUUGGCAUGUUGCGAACUUGGAGUAUGCGAACGCGGGGUGUGUUUCGAAUCUUUCUGCUGCGUAUUGGGAUCAGGAUGAUCCGUAUGAGAUGGGUGGGGAUCAUUGUUUUCUUGCUGGUGGGAAUUGGAGACUUAUCAAUGCGUUAGCUGAAGGGUUACCUAUUCUAUAUGGGAAGAGAGUUGAUGCUAUUAAGUAUGGAGAGGGAGGAGUUGAAGUGGUUUCUGGAAGCCAGAGAUUUCAAGCAGACAUGAUUCUUUGCACCGUGCCGCUUGGGGUUUUGAAGAAAAGAUGUAUUAAGUUUGAGCCAGAGUUACCUAGGAGAAAGCAAGCUGCUAUUGACAGGCUGGGCUUUGGUCUUUUGAACAAAGUCGCUAUGCUUUUCCCGUCUGUCUUUUGGGGUGAUGAUUUGGAUACAUUUGGAUGCCUCAAUGAUAGUAGCAUUGACCGAGGAGAGUUCUUUCUCUUCUACGCAUACCAUACAGUCUCUGGUGGACCUGCUUUAGUUGCCUUAGUUGCUGGAGAAGCUGCUCAAAGAUUUGAGUCCACAGACCCAUCUACUUUACUUCAUCGUGUUUUGAAAAAACUCAGAGGUAUAUAUGGUCCUAAAGGUGUUGUUGUACCUGACCCAAUACAGACGAUCUGCACUAGAUGGGGAAGUGAUCCUUUCUCAUACGGAUCAUACUCUCACGUAAGAGUUGGCUCAUCUGGCGUGGACUACGACAUUCUAGCAGAAAGUGUAGAUAACCGACUAUUCUUCGCUGGUGAAGCCACGACAAGGCAACAUCCAGCAACAAUGCACGGCGCCUACUUAAGCGGGUUAAGAGAAGCGUCUCGGAUUCAACGCGUUGUGAAUCUUUCUCGCGGUUACCCAAAGAAACCUGUCCAAAGAUACAGUGGAGUUAGUAACGAUGUUCUUGAAGAUCUGUUCAAAAGACCCGAUAUUGAAUCUGGACAGUUCUCGUUUGUCUUCAACCCAUCAACCGAUGAUCCGAAGUCACUUGGAAUAGUCAGGGUUUGUUUUGACAGCUUUGAAGACGAUCCAACUAAUCAUCUUCAGCUUUAUGGUAUCUUAUCAUGGGAGCAAGCUCAGAAGCUUGAAGAGUUGGGUGAGAGUAGUAGUGAAAGAAAAUUGACAUAUAUGGUGAAUACUCUCGGAUUAAAGCUGAUGGGUGCUAACUCUGUGCUAGACACAUGUGGUGCGUUGAUCAGUGUGGUAGCUAACGCACGCAAAGGUAGAAGCAGGACUCGUGUCGUUGUAAGGCAAUAACUCAUUCUUAGGUUUCUUUCACUAACCCUACCAUCACAUGGUUUUAUGCUUUGCCUUUAAUUCGUUUGUCAUUGUUGGACAUAUUCUGAGACUGCGAAAUGUACACAAACAAUGAGAUAGAGAAUCAAAUAUUUUC